AUGCCUACAGAUCGUUUUGCACCUUAUCCAUUACCAUCUCAUCUUAGUCACAGUGAUUAUCGAAAGAAUGCUAAGCCAAUUAUGGAAAAACGAAGACGAGAGAGAAUCAAUCGAAGUUUAGAAGAACUGAAGAAUCUCAUUCUCGACAAUGCAACAACAAGUAAUGUACGCAGUCAUAAAUUAGAAAAAGCUGAUAUUCUCGAAAUGACUGUCAAACACUUACGAGCAGUUUACAAGCAUAAACUAGCCAGUGCAGCUGUUGUUGAUCCAACGAUUGCUUCGAAAUAUCGUGCUGGUUACGGCGAAUGUGCGAAUGAAAUCAUACGAUUCUUAACAACAACACCCAAUGCGGACUUAGAAUUGAAAACGAAACUUAUUUCACAUUUAUCAACUCGUAUACAAAAUCUUUCUUCAUUAUCCAUUUUACCACCUAUACAACCCUCUCUACCAUCACUUCAUCAUGCUACUGGUUUAUUGACAAAAACAGAUCGCUAUUCAGUUAAUUCAUCAACUAAUAAUCAAUACAUAUUUAUUUUAUCUCAGCAAGAACAACAACGACAACAGCAACAGCAACAGCAAACUCAACAACAAACUCAAGACACAUCGGUAACAUACGAUGAUGCUGAGUGUAGUUCAACAUCUUCGAAUAAUUCAAGCGAUUGUGAAUCGUUAAAAUCCGAAUUUCUCACAGCAACACCUACAGAUAGUCCAGCAAGUACAAUGAAUGAAUCACCAUCGAAAGUAUGGCGACCUUGGUGA
Adineta ricciae is the source of this 759-nucleotide messenger RNA. The record is from the annotation of a GenBank genome assembly. Lineage: Eukaryota; Metazoa; Rotifera; Eurotatoria; Adinetida; Adinetidae.